UUUUGGCAGAGGUAUCAUUGUUAUCCUGUAGCUUUGACUGAAAAGCAUGCAAGCAUCGAGUGUAGUGAUAAAAUCAUAAUGCCUGCCUCAGCCCUUGACGUCCUUUCGUCUCUACAGAUUGAUUAUCCGAUGUCGUUCGAGUUCCGGCCAUAUUAUUUUGAUGAUGCCAAGAACAAUGAGAGUGAGAGAUUUCGUGUCUCUCAUUGUGGGGUUUGGGAGUUCACUGCAGAAGAAGGCUUUGUCUACAUGCCUAACUGGAUGAUGGAGAACAUGCACUUGAAAGAGGGGGAACUUGUGUUGCUGCAAAACAAGACUCUUCCGAAAGGCACCCAUGUUAAGCUGCAGCCUCAUACAAUGGACUUCUUGGACAUCCCUGACCCGAAAGCUAUGUUGGAGGCGGCACUCGGCAAGUUUUCAUGUUUGACAACUGGGGAUACUAUUGUGCUGCCUUAUGGGAACAAGAAGUUUUAUAUGGAUGUCAUUGAAACAAAGCCUUCUGAUGCAAUAGGCAUUAUCGACACAGACUGUGAGGUUGACUUUGCACCUCCUCUUGACUAUAAGGAACCUGAGAAGCCUGUAGCUGCAUCAAUUCCUCUGAACAAGGAAGCAGCUAGCCAAGUUGAGGAACCUAAGUUUAGCGCUUUUAAGGGAACUGGGAGGCGUUUGGAUGGCAAGCCUCAGCAGUAUGAACCAGCAUUAGAUUCUUCCUCAUUCGUUGCAGCGAAUGGUAAUGCACAACCUUGUUCACGAGCUACAAGUCGCAGGGCUCAGGGGAAGCUUGUUUUUAGCACAGAUGCCACCCCUACUGCUCCAAAGGUAGCAUCCAAAGAGGUCAAACAACAGCAGCCGCUUCAAGAAAAAGAAGAGCCAAAGUUCCUAGCUUUUACCGGGAAAACGUACUCCCUAACUUGA
Molecule: messenger RNA, 912 nt
Organism: Fragaria vesca subsp. vesca
Lineage: Eukaryota; Viridiplantae; Streptophyta; Magnoliopsida; Rosales; Rosaceae
Product: ubiquitin fusion degradation protein 1 homolog
Exons: 1
Coding region: 79-912 (277 amino acids)
Cellular component (GO): VCP-NPL4-UFD1 AAA ATPase complex
Molecular function (GO): polyubiquitin modification-dependent protein binding
Source: RefSeq, a predicted model, not a curated record